Messenger RNA from Lycium barbarum (goji berry), 2239 nucleotides. RefSeq names its product G-type lectin S-receptor-like serine/threonine-protein kinase At1g11410. Gene Ontology annotation, molecular function: ATP binding; protein kinase activity. Gene Ontology annotation, biological process: protein phosphorylation; recognition of pollen. The coding region runs from base 85 to 2085 and encodes 666 amino acids. The record is from RefSeq and is a predicted model, not a curated record. NCBI's taxonomy places the organism in Eukaryota, Viridiplantae, Streptophyta, Magnoliopsida, Solanales, Solanaceae. The transcript is spliced from 6 exons.
CCAAAAUUUAAUGUCUUUAAUUCACUUUGGGCUAGAGUUUAAACUGUGAACAAACUAAACAUUGAAGAUUCACUGUUAGAAGCUAUGUGUCAGAAGAAAGAGUUCUUGAUUGUAUUUGUUGCGUUUAUUGUCCCAUUUUGCAGUUCCAUGGAUACCAUUUCCUUCAACCAAUCUCUCAAAGAUGGAGAGUUGUUAAUCUCUUCUGGUAAAUCCUUUGCUUUGGGUUUCUUUGGGAAUUCCCCUGGAAAACGCUACGUCGGAAUUUGGUACAACAAUGUUCCUGAACUAACUGUUGUUUGGGUUGCCAACAGAGACAACCCCAUCAAUGGCACAUCUGGGAUUCUCACCAUCGAUUCUACUGGAGAUCUCGUUAUACUCGACAUGAAACCACAAGUUUCAGCCUGGAGAACAAAUGUUUCUUCAGCUACGAAACGAGCAGACUCGUACACUGGUAAGCUGUUCGAUUCAGGGAAUUUCGUGUUGUUUCAAGACUCAAAAAUGGAUGUUGUUGAAUGGCAAAGCUUUGAUUAUCCUACCAAUACUCUACUUCCUUCAAUGAAAUAUGGGAUAGACAAGAGAACGGGUUUGAACCGGUUUCUAACAUCAUGGAAAUCGCUGAACGAUCCAGGCACCGGAGAGUAUCGUUACACGAUGGAGCUCAAUGGGACACCUCAACUUUUCAUGUACAAGAGUUCUAGCAGGAUAUGGCGGGCUGGAUCCUGGACUGGUCAUGGUUGGAGUGGUGUACCAGAAAUGAACCGAAGAUCCAUCAUCAGCAUCAGUUAUGUGGACAAUGAUACCGAGGUUUCCUUGACAUAUGGCAUACCCGACACUUCACUAAUCUCAAGAAUGGUCCUGAAUGAAUCUGGGAUCUGGAACCGGGUAAACUGGCAAGAGAGUGAGCAAAAAUGGGUGCAAAUGUGGUCUUCUCCGAAGGACCCUUGUGACAAUUAUGAACAUUGUGGAGCAUUUAGCAAUUGCAAUCUGUUCAAUUUGGGGGAAUUUGAAUGCAGUUGUCUUCCAGGGUACGAGCCAAAGCUAAGCCGACAAUGGUACUUGAGAGAUGGCUAUCAUGGAUGCUUGAGGAAGAAGGAUGAGAAGGUGUGCAAUAGUGGCGAGGGUUUUUUCAAGUUGAGUCAUGUCAAAAUCCCAGACACGGGUACAGCUCAGAUGAACAAGAGCAUGAGAUUGAAGGAAUGUGAAGAGUUCUGUCUGAAGAACUGCUCCUGCACAGCCUAUGCAAGUGCUAAUAUUAGUGCAGGAGGAAGUGGAUGCAUCACUUGGUAUGGUGAGUUGAGAGACAUAAAACAAUUUACAGAUGGGGGCCAAGAUUUCUAUAUUAGAGUAUCUGCAUCUGAUUUUGCUCAACUCUCCAAGAAUUCAAAUAGCCAUUAUAGGAAAAGAGUGAUAGAGAUUCUAGUAGGGUCUGCUGCAGCAAUAAUUUUUGCACUCUCAGUGGCAUGCUGUUUGGUGAUCAAGAAAAGGAGAAAUGCUAAGAAGAGAAGUAAAAGUUUAGCAUCCUAUGAGGGCAUGGAUGAAAGUGAAGCUGCAGAAAUCUCAAUCUUUGAUCUAAGCGCAAUAAUUAAUGCCACUGAGAAUUUCUCCGAUGCUAACAAACUUGGUAAAGGAGGAUUUGGUAGCGUAUACAAGGGUCACCUGAAAGAUGGAAAAGUAAUAGCUGUCAAAAGACUUUCAGAAACUUCAGGGCAAGGAACGGAGGAGUUCAAGAAUGAAGUCACACUAAUUGCAAAACUUCAGCACAGAAAUCUUGUGAGGCUUUUAGGUUGUUGUGUUCAACGAGGAGAGAAGAUGUUGGUUUAUGAAUACUUGCCAAACAAAUCCUUGGACAGUUUUAUUUUUGAUAAAACAAAACGGUCUUUGUUGGACUGGGGAAAAAGGUUUGAAAUCAUCCUUGGGAUUGCGCGAGGGAUGUUAUACCUUCACCAAGACUCUAGAUUAAGAAUUAUUCAUAGGGAUCUAAAAGCAAGCAAUGUUUUACUCGAUGCCUCCAUGCAACCAAAAAUAUCAGACUUUGGAAUGGCCAGAAUUUUUGGAGGUGACCAAAUUGAAGCAAACACAAAUUGAGUUGUUGGAACAUAUGGUUAUAUGUCACCUGAAUAUGCGAUGGUAGGGCACUUUUCAGCAAAGUCUGAUGUUUUCAGUUUCGGGGUUUUGUGUUUGGAGAUUAUCACUGGCAGAAAGAACAACAGUCAUUACGAUCAGGAGCAAUCUCAACAUU